GUCUUUGAAGGCGCAAAGUUGUCUAAACGCAUCAAAGCAAAAUGUUCAAAAGCGAUUUGGGCAUCAAAGGUUAUUUCCAUUUACAAAAAUUCACUUUCCGCCGCCUUGGCAUAGAUAUGACGACGAGAGAGGCGCGGGUGACGCAAAUCUGUUUUUUAAUCAUUCAAAUUUUCGCUUUGGCCUCGAUCCUAAUACCAAUAGCGGUCUACAGUUGGCAACACAUAGAUGAUAUUGCCGAGGUGUCCAAUGCAAUGGCGCCGUUCAUGCAGGCUACCAUAUCGCUUUGGAAGGUAUGGCGUGUCAUUUACAGGCGUAAGGAAAUGGCGGAAUUAUGUGAGAAUAUUUAUCUGAUAUCGGCAAAAGCCUCUAAGUUGGAGCUAGCUCAUCUAAUACAGGAGAAUAAUCGCGAGCGUAUUAUGAAUACCGCUUACUACUACUCUGUGCUGAAUACUGGUGUGAUGGCGCUCACAGCACCCGUUGUGGUGAGUUUCAUACAGUAUUUGCGCUUAGGUGAAUUCAGUUAUAUUACGGCGCUCAAGGCAACCUAUCCCAUCGAUUAUGCGCGCCCGUUAAACUACUUUCUUAUAUGGCUUUGGACCGCAGUUGCCAUCUAUGGCGUCAUUUAUGUCUCGGUACCUGUGGAUAGUCUCUACUCUUGGUAUAUACACAACUUAGUGGGAAACUUUAAGAUACUCCAAUCGAAAUUGGUCUCCGCCGAGUCCAUAGCCGAGUCUACAGCUGAUUUGGGUAAACGUCGCGAAUUGAUUUACUAUUGUGUCGCGUAUCAUCAGCGCCUCAUUACGAUGUCCGAGCAAUUGAAUAUCAUUUAUCAGCCAAUUGUUUUUGUGCAAUUUUCACUAAACGGUUUACAGAUCUGUUUUCUAGCCUAUCAGAUUGGCAGCGGCGUUGUGGCCAUGAUGGAUUUACCAUUUCUAUUAUUGUUCCUGAUUUCGGUGGGCAUACAACUGAUGAUCUAUUGCUAUGGUGGUCAGCAUUUGCAGAAUGAGAGCGUGAAUGUUUCGAAGUCUAUUUAUCAAACUAUAAACUCGUCACCAUGGCCGAAUGAACUUCGUAAAGUUCUGUUAAUCUCAUUGAUGCGCGCACAGAAACCCUGCAAAUUGACGGGCAUAUUUUUCGAUGUUGACUUGCCACUCUUUUUAGCGGUUUGGCGCACGGCCGGUUCUUAUGUUACGCUCUUGCGCAGCGUGGAUCAAAAAACCAUGUGAAGAGAGAGUGUUUAAGAAAAAAAA
Messenger RNA from Zeugodacus cucurbitae (melon fly), 1250 nucleotides. Its product is annotated as odorant receptor 45a-like. The coding region runs from base 42 to 1226 and encodes 394 amino acids. Gene Ontology annotation, biological process: detection of chemical stimulus involved in sensory perception of smell; sensory perception of smell. Gene Ontology annotation, molecular function: olfactory receptor activity; odorant binding. Gene Ontology annotation, cellular component: plasma membrane. The transcript has 5 exons. The record is from RefSeq and is a predicted model, not a curated record. NCBI's taxonomy places the organism in Eukaryota, Metazoa, Arthropoda, Insecta, Diptera, Tephritidae.